AUCUCUGCCCGCCAUGCCCGUCUCGCGCCACCGCACACAGCGAGAGAUCUCCCGCCAAUCCUUUGCCGAAUCCGACUCGGGUGGCGACACAGAACGCGAGCAAACUCCCCGCCCACACACCGCGCGCAACUUCUCCAAGAAACGCCUCAGCGAACGCUUCGACCCUGACGGCAGCUUCAAUCUUGACGACGCAACAAAUGGUACCUCCAAGGCGCGCCCUCCUCUCAAGAGCGUCAACAUAAACGACGAUGUUGCGGAGAAGCGGCGCCGCAGGAAGAGCGCGAAGGUCGUCCUGCCCCUCGACCCAGAUGACGAACCAGAAGCUGGGCCCUCCAACUCUGCGAACUCCCAUGACGCUACCGACGGGGCCGCUGAAGGCUCCAGAGCCGCAAAUCUAGCUAAGCAGAAGAGCCAGCUCUUGAACGUACCCCAGGUUCCGGUCAUCAACGUACCCAUAGACGUUAUGACCUCCAACUUUGACCAGUGGAUGAAGAUGGCAACCGAUAACAAAAUCAAUGCCGCAAAUUCCUGGAAUUUCGCCCUCAUCGACUACUUUCACGACAUGUCCCUUCUGCGCAACAACACCGACAAUUCCAUCAACUUCCAACGCGCAUCCUGCACCCUUGACGGCUGCGUCAAGAUCUGGACCUCCCGUGUCGACUCCGUCGGCACCGAGACCGGCAAGCUUCUCAGCAACCUCGCCAACGGCGGUCACGACCCCGAGGACGGCGAAGGCUCUGACGACCCCGACGGUGCCGACCCGAGUCAAAGCCAACGCAAGCGGAAAGCGUACCGGAGCGAGUCCACUCUCGCCAAGAACCCCGCCCAGCUCCGUACCAAGAAGCUCGAGCUCGAAUUCAGCGUCGAUCCUCUCUUCAGGAAGACGUGCGCCGACUUCGAUGAGGGCGGCGCGCAGGGUCUGCUCAUGAACCAUCUCGGCCUGACCGUCACCCCCAAUGGCGGUCUCCGCGUCGUGUUCGACGCGAGCGACUCAGUGGCCAAGGGAGAGGAAGAGGAGCAGCCUCUGGAGGAGCCUCGCGACGAGGUUGAUCUCAGCUUUCUUCGAGAACAAUUCAUCCCAAAUCUCGACAGUAUUGAGGAGCAAGAAAUCUCACACUCUCUUGAGGACUUUGCUUUCGGCAAGGACAGCUUCUCGAUGGACAACACGACCUUCUUCCGAGACGGUGCGCUUGCGUUGGACGACGAUGACGACGAUGGGAACGAUGGCUUUGGCGACGCUCCUGAUAUCGAUAAUGCGAUGGACGUAGACGGCGUCCCGAACAGCGCCGCUCCAGUCGAAGACUUUUUCGUUGGGGACCAAGCCAUCCCGGAGGACUAUGGCGACUUUGGCGCGGAGUAUGGCCCUGACGGCGAUACCACCUCCGUCGGUGGGUCGGACGGCGCACCCGGAGAGCAGAAGCAGGGUCAGUUUGUUGCCUUCGACCCGAGGCAUCCGCCGAACGAGCGCGAUUUCGUGAUGGCGGUCGGUGAAGACGGUGAAGGCAUGGCGAACUACUUUGAUCAGAAUUACUUCAAGAAGAACUGGGCAGGGCCAGAGCACUGGAAGCUCAGGAAGGUAGUCCGCCGACCUGAUGCCACCGAUGCGGCUGCGUCAAGACCAAAGCGGGAAAAGAAAGAAGCGUUCAGGAUCGACUUCCUUGCCCCUCCAGAGGAAGAUGUGAAGACGCGGAAGAAGAAGCUUUUCGCGCCCGUCGUCCGAGGUGCUGGCAUCAACCUUCCAGGACCAGCCGCUUCCAAGAAGGGGCGCGGUAAGAGGGGUAAAGGCAAGGACAAGGAAGAGAAGCGCAACAACCAGACUUUGCCGGACGACAUGCACUUCUCAACCAAGAGUCUAGUGACCUUGUUCCUUAAGCCGAGAUUCUCGCUGAAAAUGCGUGGACAUCGGUUACGCCUAGAUGGGGUCCCAGAAGGCGAGGUCAACGAGGCGUUCUGGGCGCAAGCAGCGGCGAAUCAAGCGGCGGGUGCUGGCGGAGAGGCUGGAGAUGAUAGCGCGAUACCGUUCGACACCCAGUUCUUCCACGACGACGACUUUGACGACGGGCCAGGCUUUGAUGAUGUCGAUGAUGGGGUGGAUGGCGGCCUACCUGUUGAGGCGGACGAGCAAGAUCUCCUCGCAGCCACACAGGGUCAAACACGCCGUGUGAAGCCUGAAACGGUCAACUACGCCAAGCGGGCGAAGCGGGUGGAUGUCCGGAAACUCAAGGAGAACAUUUGGAAGGGCCUUGAGAUCGUCGCGCCUCCAGUCGAGGAUGGCGAAGAUGCUAUGGACACAGAUGACCAACAGCCCACAGACCCAACGGAAGCAAGACCUUUCACGUCGGUCAUCACUGGUCUGCAGAAGACGUACACCAAGGACAAGAUGGACGAGAUCAGCACCAGCUUCUGCUUCAUCUGUUUGCUCCAUCUGGCGAACGAGCGGGGACUCAAGCUCGAGGUCGAUGGCAAGGUCGAAGAUGACGACGAGGAUGAGGAUGCGGCUGUUGGUGACAGCAACAAAGUUGGUAACCUAUGGGAUCUGAAGGUCUACAGAGACCCCAAUGCCGCACCGGCCUCAUGAGGGCUUGCUUCUCGACUUCGUGGCGUUACUUAUUGACGCACUGUGUGUAUAGCUGUUCUUUCGGUUUUGUUGUUGUCCAAGAUAUCUGCUUAGGUAGUACGGUGCUGAAUUUUGAUUAUACCUAUUUC
Dichomitus squalens LYAD-421 SS1 is the source of this 2706-nucleotide messenger RNA. RefSeq names its product barren. The record is from RefSeq and is a predicted model, not a curated record. Gene Ontology annotation, cellular component: condensin complex. The coding region runs from base 14 to 2578 and encodes 854 amino acids. Gene Ontology annotation, biological process: mitotic chromosome condensation. The transcript has 8 exons. Lineage: Eukaryota; Fungi; Basidiomycota; Agaricomycetes; Polyporales; Polyporaceae. Gene Ontology annotation, molecular function: chromatin binding.